AUGGCCUCCUCGAAUAAACAACAAAUACUCAAUCCACCAAGGGACCCCCUCUCUUUUGGUCCCACCCACCUCAUAAUCGUCUGCUGCCACUCAAUCUACCUCGGCGGACCGACCAAAGGUCUCGACGAAAACGAAUGGCUAAUCGAACCCUUCCAACGCGGCGAAACGCCGACGUUCACGGAACAUGUCAAAGCUGGAUUGGAGGUUUUGAAGGGGGAUGAGGGGGGUGUGCUUGUUUUCUCGGGAGGCGCGACGAAACGGGAUCGCACGGAGCUUUCGGAGGGAGAGUCGUAUUUGAACCUAGCGAAAGAGAACAACUACUUCACCACCGAGUCACCAAGUACAAUCGACGAAACGCGAAUAACAGCCGAGACCCGCGCUACAGAUUCAUACCAGAAUGUCCUCUUCUCCCUCAUCCACUUCCGGAAACUCACAGGCGUCUAUCCGGAGCGAGUCACUGUGGUGACGCACGACUUCAAGCGGAAGCGGUUUCUAGAGUGCCAUUUCCCGGCUGUGGGAUUUGUCGGAUCAGAUCUAGUAAGUAUCAUUGGGAUCAAUCCGCCGGAGCAGGUUACGCCCUUGUCUGAGUUGGUGGAGGGCGAGAAUAAGAGGGGAAUUGGAUUGUGGAGGGGGGAUUUGUAUGGAUUUGGAACGGAGUUGUCAGGGAAAAGGGCGAAGAGGGGCUGGACUAAUGGGAUGCAAUGGGGGUUUUCUCUUGGUGUUGGGUUGGAAAGGGCGGUUGAGGAUUUGGCUUGCUGGGAUGGGGGGAGCAGUGGGAAUGAUUGGUUUCCGGGGAUGAGUGCUCUGCCCUGGAAUAGGGGUGCACAAUGA
Molecule: messenger RNA, 831 nt
Organism: Aspergillus calidoustus
Lineage: Eukaryota; Fungi; Ascomycota; Eurotiomycetes; Eurotiales; Aspergillaceae
Source: the annotation of a GenBank genome assembly